UCUAGUUCGAACCCUAAACGCUCAUCCCUGGGUCUAUUUUCAUUUUGCAGAUAUUUUUUAGGACCUUUGUUUUUAUAAUCUUGCAAAGUUUCAUUAUUUAAUUAUGUUGCCAAGUGAAAUAAGGAUCCAAAUGGAGCGAAAAAUAGACAAAAAAUUAGAUAGCUUGGAGAAAUAUGUGCCAUUUAUAAACUAUAUUCUUGAAAUUGAUCGAAUAAAAUUCGAGAAGUUUAUAGAUAUCAAACACUGGAUUAUGGGACGAAAAAGACUUCCUAUGAAUGUGCUACAAAAGAUUGAGCAGUCCAUUUUAACACAGUACAGAAAUCUGUUUUAUGAUGGCGUGAAAUUUCCAAAACAUAUUAUGGAUAUUUUUGAUACAGACUCUAAAGUUAAGUGCUACAGAGUAAAUUUAUGUUCCGAUGAUGAAGAUAAUGCCGAGAAUUCGUCGGAUGACGAUGAUGAUGUUAUCAUCGUUUCAACAUCCCCUGCUCCACAAGAAGCUGUGAAGCCGAAAUCAGAUAAUAUCAGUCAGUGUGUGCAGGACGGAAAUCAUAAAUCACCCACAUCCACGCUAGAACACGGUGUAGUGGAUGAUCCGAUUUGUUUAGAUUCCGAUGAUGAUGAAGAUCAAAAUCAAAAGGGAGUGGUAGCCCAUAAAGACGAGUUUCUUGUUGAAGAGAAACUUUUUAAAAGAAGAGAAGAUUUUAUAAUUAAAAUUGAUGAUGACAACGAAGCCAAUAAAAUGCAAGAAGGCGAAGCUAAUAAAGCUGUUGAAAGAGAAGUGAACCAAUUUGAUGAAGUAAAUGAAGCAAAUGUUAUUCCAGAUGAGAUGCCAGCCAAUGAUGUUGAUCAAGAAAAUGAAGCAACUGCAAUUAAUGAUGAAAGCGCAGCUCUUGGCCUACAAAAUGUGGUAGAACAAGGAAACAAUGCCCAGCAAGAAGAAAUUAAUACAAGCGAAUUUUCAAAAUUCAGUACUUCUAAAGUUACCGAGACAAAUUUAGAGAAUCUGGAUAUCGAAAAGCUGGAAGAAAUCUAUGAUGAAUUAACAAAGGAAAAUGGAAUAGAUGUUAAGCACCUGUUAGAGAGUAUAGAAUUGAUCUCAUCAUUGGAUAAUGUAAAUAAGGCGUCUAAUGAAAGCGUUACUAAUUUUGCCGCACAAUACGAGAAUGUAUGUGUACCUACGUAUCCUCAAGUUCAAAUGCAAUUAACUGAAAUGCAACGCCACGCAUUUAAUAUGCAACCUGUGGCACAACGACCUCAGCCGUUUAAAUUAAACUUAAAGGAUCCACGGAUUGUCAGAUUACUAGAAAGAAAUAAAAAUUUGACAUUUGCUUCUACGCAAGUCACAAAUGACAAUAGCAAAAGUAAUUCCACAACAACAAGACAAGAACCAACAACAUAUGGUGAAUAUAAACGACUGAAAGCUGAGCAAACGAAGAAAGUAGAAGAGGCCAAGAGAGCAGAUGAAGCGAGAAAAGCGGAAGAAGCAAGAAAAGCUGAGGAAGCAAAGAGGGCGGAGGAAGCUAGAAGAGUAGAGGAGCUGCGAAGGGCAGAGGAAGCGAGAAGAGCAGAGGAAGCGAGAAGAGUUGAGGAAGCGAGAAGAGUUGAGGAAGCAAGGAGAGCAGAGGAAGAAAGGAGGGCAGAGGAAGCCAGAAGAGAAGAGGAAGCGAGAAGAAUAGAGGAAACGAAAAGAGUAAAGGAAGCAAGGAAAGCAGAAGAAGCAAGAAAUGCAGAGGAAGCUAAGAAAGCGGAAGCAUUGCAAAAAGCAGAGGAAAUACUAAAAGCCGAGAUAGGAAAGAGAGUGGAGGAAGCGUUGAAAGCUAGACAGGUAGAGGAAGCAAGAAAGGCAGCUGAAACGGCAAGGGUAGAUUUGGAAAAGAGAUUAGAAGAAGCGUCAAAAUUAAAGGAGGUAAAGAGCACCGAGUUAGAAAAGAAAACAGAGGAAGCAAGGAAGGAGGCGAUGAGAAACUCAAAUGAAAUUGGGAAUCAUUUAACCUCAUUCAGGACAAACAGAGUAGAUGCGCCAAACCAAAACAGCGAAGUUUCCAGUAGCUCUUCGCUAUCGAUUCUUUCGAAGUCUUCACAGUUGCCAUAUCGCAAUGAAUCACCUGUUGAACCGCAAACGGAUUUGAGAAGCAUCAUUUUGAAUACCAUACUGCCAUACGGUGAUAAGAUAUUAGAUGUUCUUAGGAGAGAGAAUACCUUACAGGUGCUAAGUGACACCGUUGCAAAAAUAAGUACGCCAGCAGUAAGUCAGAGGGAAGUUAAGCCUAUUUCAACGGUGAAUGAACGCAGGUUGUCGGAGAAAAGUUCCGAACAGAAAGGAAAAACUACAAGGGGAAGCGAUAUACAAACUCAUCAUUGUCAAAAAGUUCAUGCUUAUGACCAAAAAUCAAAUGAAAUUUUUUCGGAAGAGAAAAAAAAUCUAAAAAGGUCCCGCAAAAUAAAAGAACCUAAAAUUAAACCCUCUUAUAAAAGAAUACGAACGAUUUCAUCUUCUUCAUCGGUAUCCUCAUCGCUGUCAUCACCGACAUCAUCUCCAAUCUCGAAUGCGUCGUCCGCGCUUACACCAGCUUGUGCGAUGAAAACAAACCCGAAAGCAAAUCCAGCAUUGCUCAGCGAGCCGAUUGUGAAAUUAAAAAGACUUUCGCCAAAAACUAUUUUGAAAUACACAAAGAGGGCAAAAGUAUCACCUAGCAUCGACAAUGAUAGUUCGAAAACUAUUAACAUCCGUUUGGUAGAAGAUGUUUCGAAAACAAAGAAAAUGUAUCGUGUCGUUGAGCCAAAACCAAUAAAAUUGAACGUUAAAUACAAAAACGUCGAUAUUUUAAUGACGAGCGAAAAUACAACUUUUUGCAUUCUUUGCAAAUCGAGGCCUAGUGACUUAACUAAUCACUACAGAAGAGUGCACAAAACUGAAUCAUAUGUAGCGCGAUUAAGUAGAUCGGCUUUGAGUCUUCUGGAAACUAAUACUCCAUUUGCACAAAGCAAAUCCAAGGGCACAAAUUGCAAAAUGAAAAAAUAUUUGCUAAAAUGCGUAUUCUGCCAGGAUGAAGUAGAAGAUAAGUUUAUAAACUUUUACAAACAUUUUUCAACCCAUACAGGCGAGUAUGCCUUCCAAUGCAGCGUUUGCAAUUUGGAAAAACCUUUUGAAUUCGAUAUUCAGUCUCACAAGUGUCAUACCAAGUCUUGCCGGAAUGCACGUGUAAAUACCCUUUAUCAAUAUCCACCAAAUGCCCUGGUUAUAUAUUUAUAUGGUUGCAAAAUAUGUAAUUUUUUGCAAUUAAAUGAGGCCAAUACAUUCAAGCAUUUGCGAGAUCACCACGAUAAAAGGCAAGAUGAUUCUAAUUUAAUUCGCAAAUACAUCUUGGCAGCUGUAAACGAUGAGGAAGUGUGCGAGGCGACCUCUGAACCAGAUCCAAACUUUGAUUUCCUGAAAGAGGAUGAGGAUAUUUUGGUUCGAAAUGAAGCACUCUCUGAGGAUAUGCUAGAUUUCCACAAAAUCGAAAAUGGACCAAGCGGAUAUACCAAAUCCACCUCGUUAGGUGAGCCGCAAUCCGUCGUGGAAAAUGGCAGAGCUAUCAAUACAAGUAUAGGAGGAAUGGUGGAGUUACCAACUAGCAGCUAUAUUUAUAAUGAAAAUAUAGACAGCGCACUAACUAAUACCAUGGCUCCGAGUAUGAUAGAUGAAUCACAAACAAUUAUUCCUUCACAACCUGCGCAACGAAAUGAUAAACGGCCUGCACCUUUAUCAUCCAUGGAAAAUCUUGUAGGCGUAAGCGGCGCGUCUCAUUUGGAACUCAUAAAAACUGAACCCCUCGACGUAUUGCCGUUGCAAAAGGAAAAUUAUGACUACAAGAAACUGUUAAAUACCUGCCGCAAAGUCCAUCGCCAAUAUCCGUUUGGAAUUUCCUACUUUGGUUUAUAUAAGUGCAUGGCAACUGACUGCUUAUUUUCAACGGAUUUAAAGCAAGAAAUCUUACAGCAUCUAAGCGAGCAUCGAAGAAGUGAAUACCCACCUGAAGGAUAUCUGCAAUGCGCUUAUUGUCAGCUGGAUGCAGAGAUUUGCAACACACCCGAAAUGUUGAUUGAACACAUUGACAAAUGUCAUCACCGUUCGCAGUUUCAAUGUUCAGUUUGUUGUUAUCGCGCUUCGUCGCCGAGUUAUGUGUUUUUGCAUGAACAAAUGUUACAUCCUUUUGUGCUGGAUAAAUUUGUAUAUAAAUGCACAUUUGACAUAACGUUGGACUACAGCAUACCAUACAAUAUUACAGAUUUAUUAGAGGAAAACGUGGAACCGCUUAUUUGCCCGUUUGAAGACUGUUUUUACAGUUUUCAGAGUUUGAGUGGGAUGCAAGAUCAUUUGAUGAGCAUGCAUUCUUUGCCUGUUAACAGUGCAUCUGUCACAGGGCUUGAAAAAUAUGCAUGCAUCUAUUGUCAAAAGAAUUUUCAUGACAUUGACGGCGUCAAAAAGCAUUUAGUUUUGUCACAUCCCGACCAGCAGCCGUAUGUAUGCGAGAGAGUGCUUGUGAUGGAAAAGAAGGAUUUGGUGCAAAACCUGACAAUAACAUUUGUGUCAUUGCCAAAUGUACCACCCGAAAACAUCAAACAAGUAAAUUUAAAGGAAGAAUUAGUGUCAAAUGAAAGGGAUACGUGGUUGGAUAACCCGACCAAAUCAGAAUCGGUGAUCUCGGGAGAUAUCUCAGUGACCAACUUCAGCGAAACAGAUGUCAAUCAGGGCGGAAGUGAAACCAAACCAAAUCUAGAUCAAUUAAUGCAAACAGCGGAGGAGAGCGUCCGACGAAGCUUAUUGAAAUUAACUGGAAGUACAGGCAUCUUACCCAAUUUAUUAUACCGCUGCCCUCAACCCACUUGCGGUGGCUUCUUCUCAUCCUACGACUUAUGGUAUAGGCAUAUGAGUGUGCGCCAUUGCUGUAUCAUUAGUGUGUGUCCACAUUGCCCAAAUGAAAAGAAAAAGGAGCUACCUUUGGUUGAUUUCAAAGUACAUUUUCAGCAACACUGUUGUCAUCUUUAUGGCUGCUACCACUGUGGCGAAACAUUUUCCUGUAAGCAGGCAACAAUUGAUCACAUAAUACUUUUACAUGCAGAUAUAAGUCCAGAUGCUUAUGCAAUACGAGUCGAGAAAGUGCCACUAUACUUUAAUCAACCGUUUCAUGUACUUAUGAAAUCAAAGGAAUGCGAUGAACCGAUACUAGAUAGAUAUUGCUUUCUGCUUGCACUGCAAGAUAUUGUGCUAAACCGUUGCAAAUAUGUUGAGAAAGUAUACUUCGAUUCCAUAAAAACUCAAUGGGUUGUACCAUUAACAGCUUCGUGGUUGGAAAAUUUCCCAAGCUUCAAAAAUAAUGAUAACAUCAAACGGAAAUGCUUCUGUCAAAACUGUCCCUUUCAAACAUUUAAUAAUGAAGCUUUUUAUGAACAUUUG
Rhagoletis pomonella (apple maggot) is the source of this 5440-nucleotide messenger RNA. RefSeq lists its product as uncharacterized. Lineage: Eukaryota; Metazoa; Arthropoda; Insecta; Diptera; Tephritidae. The transcript is spliced from 6 exons. Gene Ontology annotation, molecular function: RNA polymerase II cis-regulatory region sequence-specific DNA binding; DNA-binding transcription factor activity, RNA polymerase II-specific. The record is from RefSeq and is a predicted model, not a curated record. The annotation marks the transcript as partial.